This is a messenger RNA of Pygocentrus nattereri (red-bellied piranha), 4760 nucleotides long. It is a transcript of the gene abcc13, whose product is annotated as ATP-binding cassette, sub-family C (CFTR/MRP), member 13. Gene Ontology annotation, biological process: transmembrane transport. The record is from RefSeq and is a predicted model, not a curated record. Gene Ontology annotation, cellular component: membrane. Gene Ontology annotation, molecular function: ATP hydrolysis activity; ABC-type transporter activity; ATP binding. The coding region runs from base 424 to 3321 and encodes 965 amino acids. NCBI's taxonomy places the organism in Eukaryota, Metazoa, Chordata, Actinopteri, Characiformes, Serrasalmidae. The transcript is spliced from 23 exons.
GAGCCGCACACGCCUCAUUUGAUUGGAUAUGAAUGUGGUUUACUUUCCAAAAUGUCAUUCAUUCCUUUGUCCAAAAGCAGCGAUGCUCUGAAUAUGAUGUAGGAUACGAGCUGGAAACGUGAGGGUUUGAAAGCAAACACUAAAUGUGCUCAUGUGACUCCGUGUAGCACGAAAGCUGUGCAGGAUCUUUUGUUUGGUCUGCCGGACUGUCAAACACCCAGGAUACGAAAUCCCCUUACAUGCGUCUCUCUAAGGAGCAAGUCUGAUGGAGAGGAGUAAAUGUAAAGAGGGAUACGAGGCUGUGAAAAUGAUUGUGAGGUCUUCAGGCUCCUCUGGCUGAAGUUACAGUAAUGCACUAAAUGCUGAAGGUGCUCUUUACCCAUAAGCUUUUGGAGGUUCUUCAGUGAUUUCCUUUGGCUAGCCAUGGACCGCAGGACGCUGCUGCAACACCUAACUGACCUGUGGGGUGAUGACCACUCAAUCCACCAUCUGGACUUUGAGCAAAAAUGGAAAAAGCAGCAGAGAAACUAUGAGAAGACUGUAGGCUCCGAGACAGAAGGCCUACUCCUCUCUCCUCCAUCCAGUCCUGGCCUCUCCCUCCUGUAUACGUUGUGGAUGACGUUUCGUCCAUUAUUACUCAAGGUCAUUCUGUUGCGGCUGUCAGCUGACCUUCUCAGCAUAUUUGGCCUUUUCACUCUUAGGUGGGCAGUAUUGUUCUGUGAGAAGCAGCCUGUGUUUGAGUGGCCGGGGUACGUCUAUGCUCUGGUCAUUCUGGGGUCAGCCUCCUGCUACACUGUCUCACAACACCUGCUUGAGAGAUUGAGUAGGAAAACUGCGGCCAGCGCUCAUGCAGCCUUAUCUGGCGCCCUGUACAGACAGGCAUUGUCUCUGUCCAACAGCCCCCCACAUCAGACACACUCCGCUGCACUGCUGUCCCAGAUGUUGGUUGAAGUUGACCAGAUAGCAAAGCUGGUGGUGAAUUUUCCAUGGCUCAUCUCCUUUCCAGUGAGAGUGGUUCUUUGUGUGGGGAUCCUGUGGAUAGAGCUGGGCCCAGCUAUGCUGGUUGGUCCAGCACUGCUGCUGUUUCUCACUCCUGUUCAUUCCUCAUUGGAGCGCCGCAUCAAACUGCUACAGUGCAAUCAGAUGACCAAUCGAAAGGCAAGUGAAAACCUCAUUAAAGAGAUGCUGCAUGAGAUAAAGGCACUGAAGCUGCUGGCAUGGGAGGUUUUCUUCCAGUACAGGGUGGCAGAGGCGUGGGAGCGGGAACUGGAGACACUUCAAGUUCUGGGAUAUCUUACGUCCUUUUCUAUGCUAAGCCGCAUUUGCAUACCAUAUCUGGUGUGUCUGUGUAGCUUGGGUGCCUUUGUUCUGAUGGAUGAUGGGAAUGUACUGACGCCCUUGCAGGUGUUCAUGUGCCUCUGUCUCUUUAGACUACUGCUGCCUCUGUUUCUGAAACUCCACACAUUCUCCACUCUGUUAAAACAGACAAAGCAGUCUUUCUGUCGUCUGGAAGAAUUCUUGAUCGCUGAGAAUCUGGACAUUAAAAAUUGUCACCCACACCCUUCACAAGAUUCACCCAGCAGGUUCCCGCAGCAUUGUGGCAGAUGUAAUAACAAGAAUCAUCAUGAAACUGAAAGGGAACUGGAGCAAUUGCCAGCCUAUAAAGGCAUUGCAGGAGCACUCGGGCAGUAUCUGAGGGCUUUUGGUUUUCACUGGGUAAUUCUGACCAUGCUGGCACAGCUGGGUGUGUGCAUUGUAUGUGUGGCUCAGGAUGGACUGCUGUUUGUGUGGACGGCAGAGGCGAAGGAGGUGCAGGGGCUGGAGGAGUGGAAGGAGCUCCGAAAUUCACGGCUAUCUGUCUGCACUCUGCUUGGACUUUUGCAGGCCUUGCUGGUGUGCUGGGCAGCGUAUUGUCUGAACUGUGGCUCUCUCAGGGCCUCUCAGUCUUUGCAAUGUGAGCUGCUCUCCAGUGUCCUUCACCUGCCUUUAAGUGUGCACCUGACAAUUGACCCACCACACUUACUACGCACUUUCACUCAGAACAUGUAUGUGAUUGAAGAGCAUCUACCUGAACAGCUACACACCUGGGGAAGUUGUCUUCUGCAGAUAAUGGCCAGCAUACUGCUGAUUACCUAUAUCAUUCCUGUCUUCAGCUUGACGCUAUGUCCUCUGACUUUCCUUUUUCUCACUGUCCUGCACAGCAGACGUUCAGUCUCACCCCACAUGCGUGAAGAACUCUGCCUAAACCACUUGCUUCAAGACAGACAAAACCUACAAGUACAACACAAAAGCAUUGAUCUGGAAAGGUGGGCUUUGCUGAGACUGGACAUUGUUUAUACAAUUAGUUUAUUCCUCAUCAGUCUGGCCUUGCUGGAUAGUACGGAUUCCCUGGACGCUGGCAUCAUAGCUUUGGCUCUGGCUUAUGGUUUUAAUGUGAGAGAAGCGAUGCACCGGUUUACUGAAACUUCUGCAGAAACUGCAAAGAAUGUGCAGAUGGUACAGAGAAUCUGUGUUUACUCCAAAUUGGAGAAAGAGGCUGAAUGGACCGGAGGCUGCAGAGCCCCACCUGGCUGGCCCCAAAAAGGAGAGCUUGAGUUUAUACAUUACGGAACGGAAGAAGGUGCCAUCUCACCAGCAUUCAGAGGACUUAGCUUCAGUAUUUGUAAAGGAGAGAAGGUAGGCGUUGUAAGCAGAGAAAAGCCUGAGACUGACAGUUUGAUAAGCUGUCUGUUCAGAGCAGUGGAGGCCAGUUGUGGAGCUGUUCUUAUUGAUGGAGUCAAUAUAGCCAGCGUGGGACUCCACACCCUGCGCAGUCACCUGCACCUAAUCCCUCAGGUGCCUGUGCUGUUCUCUGGAUCUCUGAGGGCUAAUAUGGACCCUUUUGCAUGGUGCUCUGACGCCGAGGUGUGGCAGGUUUUGGAGCUUUGCCAGCUAAAGGAAAAGGCACAGCAGCUGCAGGGCCAGCUGCUGCACCCCAUACAGCCCAGCUCCACCGCUCACAGCUUUUUUAGCAGUGGACAAAAGAGGCUCCUGUGUCUGGUCAGGGCUCUGUUGGGGAAGGCCAGAUUGCUGCUAGUGGAGGAGGCUCCUCUUUCAGGUGAUUCAGAAUCAGAACAUCUCCUUCAGCAGCUAGUCCUUACACUACUCCCAGAAUGCACUGUUCUGUGGCUGAGUCAGAAUCCAAACAGUGUCAUGCACACAGACAGAGUGCUGGUGCUGGACGCUGGUCAUGCUGUGGAAUUUGACUCUCCUUCCAUUCUCAUCCAGCAGGGGACGCUGUUCAGACAGCUACUGCAGGAGUCACAGAGAGGCAACGUCUAACAAGGAAAACCAUAAUAUACUGAAGUGUUUGACAGGCAGUUUGCAUAUAUAUUUAAGUGUAUAUGCUUGCUUGCUUGUAUCUUGGUACAUAGUUGUGUGCAAUUAUAUAAAUUAUUGAGAAAAUAAGCACACAUCCCUUACACUUCUGCACAUUUUAAUGCACAAUUGCUGUAUAUUUGCUGAAUUUAACUUUGUAGAACAUGCAGAAAAAUACUUGUUCUCUGUAGAGGAUAUGUUAACCUAUUUUCAUUUGGACAGGGUUACUCAAACUUUUGCUUACCACAAUAUGUACACAAGUUAUAUAUUGUAUUAAUUAUAUAUAGUUGGGUCCAAAAGUCUGAGACCACGAUGAAAAUCUGUGAUUUUUUUUCAUUUUAAGUAUUUUUUUACAUUUUCUUCAUGCAAAAUUGAAACAAAGAAAACAGGAAAAAUGUAAUAAAGUUUACUGUUUACAGGUCAAACUGAAACAAUUUGUGGCAUUUGUGUUGAGUUCAUGUCAGCUUGAACACACACUGUUAUGAAAGCAAAAGGGACAUACCAAAUCCUAAGAAAUUCUAGAAUUCAUGUUAAAAUUAAAAAGAUUCUACUGUUAAAUUAGAAUGGAAUCAAUUCUAUUCUUUUGAUUGACUAUAGAAAGUAGUCCAUAAAUAGAAUGCAAAAUAGAAGCAUUUCACUGGUCGGCACAGACUUUGUACCCUGUGUAUGAAUAUAAAUCAAGCACAACAAUGUUUUGUUAUUCUCUGCUGUUUAAAUAGAGCCAUUCAUAGCUGAACAAUUUUCAACCACAAUUCUUGAUUUGAUCACCUUGUUUUGUCACCAUUUUUGUAGUAACAUGUUUAAAGUUUUUUGUCUCAUUUGUUAAGAAGUUGUAUCCCACAAAAAUGGAAGAUUCAUGAAGUGUUUAAACUAUUACAUUUAAUACAUUAUUCAUGUUUCAUGCUGAACAUGUUUUUUCAGUGUAACUUGACAGUUCAUUCUGUUUUCAUGGUUUUGUUUUGUGAAACUACAUAUUGUGUCUUUUUACAGCAUGUAAUAUUAUCAGAGUCUAAGAGAUUAGGGAGCCGUCCUCAUAGUACAGCAUUUCAAACCUCCCUGAAUCUUGUGCUACCUAAAGUGGUGUAUAAACAUCAAGCAGUCACAGUAAUACUUGUUGAGCUCAUUGCUUCCCCUUUUUAGCCGUUGGGUCCAUUUCUUAAUUGACAGGUUUUUUUUCCUUCACUGACAGUUUCAGUUGCAUUAUGAACAGUUUGGUUUUCACAACAAGGUGCCCCAAUGUAACCGACACACAAGCCAGUUAGUGUCACUAUUGGAUGUAAAAAGCAUUUCAAUAGCCCCUAUGAUGAAGGUGGUUUAGUAAAGUUUGAUUAACUGUGUUCAGCUGAUUUGUUUUUAUAUAGCCAUUGAAUAAUAACCCCUUAAAUAAAAACACAUUUACAGAA